Molecule: messenger RNA, 153 nt
Organism: Funneliformis caledonium
Lineage: Eukaryota; Fungi; Glomeromycota; Glomeromycetes; Glomerales; Glomeraceae
Source: the annotation of a GenBank genome assembly
ACUGGUUGUGAGGCGAGGUCUACUGAUACCGGAGAUGGUUUCGUUUAUGUUCCAAGCGACCAGUCUGAUUUAGGCGGUGAAAAUAUAUCGUGGGAUAACCUCGAAUCCGAAGAAAGAAACGAGGAUAUUACGGUUAGUGUGUAUUUUUAUUAA